UUAGCUUGUUGAUUGCCGGACCUCUCACAGCUGAGGAGUGUGACGAGACUCGAAAGAAUAGACUUGGAAGAGUUGACGGCUAGGCAAAGUUAUUGUGGCUUUCAUGCGUUUCCUCGUGUUUCCCAUCGCAGCAUGAAGAGAAAUAACUCAUCCAAGUGUUUUAAUGUCACUGAGAGACAGUGGGAGUCGUCAGGGCAAGACUCCAACACUGAGCUUCCCCAGGAGUCCUAUGUCAGAUGUGCGGUCAAGAGGCUCUUCUCGGGCACCCUCCAACUGCCCAGACUGUCCUGUAGACCCUCCAUGCUGGACAGAUCCAAGGAUGCUCUGUCUGAUUCCUGCAGCCACUCUCCUGGAACUCUUUGGAGUCUGACCAGUCGUCUCUCCAAAGCCUUCUUCGAUGUGGAGAAUGGCUUGUCAGUGGGGCGCAGUCCCCUGGACCCACAGACCAGCCCAGGCUCUGGUCUGGUCCUACAGGCCAACUUCCCCCACAGCCAGCGGCGGGAAUCCUUCCUCUACCGCUCGGACUCAGACUUUGACCUGUCCCCCAAAGGUCCUUCCAAGAACUCAUCCACUGCAACUGACCUACAUACAGAAGACAUGAUUGUCACACCGUUUGCACAGGUCCUGGCCAGCCUGAGGACGGUCCGGAGUAACUUUGCUGUCAUCACCGGCCAGCAAGAUCGGCCGGCCAGCAAGACUCGAUCCUCGGGCAGCAACCCACCAUCCAUGUGCAAGACCAGUCUCGCAGAGGAACCCCACCAGCAGCUGGCCAUCGAGACCCUGGACGAGUUGGACUGGUGCCUGGAACAACUGGAGACCCUGAAGACCCGUCACUCUGUCAGCGAGAUGGCCUCCAACAAGUUCAAGAGGAUGCUGAACCGGGAGCUCACCCAGCUGUCAGAAACCAGCCGCUCAGGGAACCAGGUCUCCGAGUUCAUCUCAAGUACUUUCCUAGAGAAGCCACAUGACAUGGACAUCAUGGCUCCCUCCUCCAAAGAGGAGAAGAAGAAGCGACCCAUGUCCCAGAUCAGCGGCGUGAAAAAGGCCACGCACAGUCCCAGCCUCGCACCCUCCACCAUCCCUCGCUUUGGGGUCAAUGCGAGUCAGGAAGGUCUCCUGGCCAAGGAAUUGGAUGACGUCAACAGAUGGGGGAUUGACAUCUUUAAGGUCUCGGAGUAUUCUGGAAAUCGUCCACUCACAGUCACCAUGUACACCAUUUUCCAGGAACGCGACCUUCUCAAGUCUUUCAAGAUUCCCACCGACACUUUCAUCACUUUCAUGAUGACUCUGGAGGAUCACUACCACGCAGACGUGGCGUACCACAACAACAUCCACGCCGCCGACGUGGCCCAGUCCACGCACGUGCUGCUGUCCACGCCCGCGCUGGAGGCCGUGUUCACCGAUCUGGAGAUCCUCGCCGCUCUCUUUGCGAGCGCCAUCCACGACGUGGACCACCCCGGAGUCUCCAAUCAGUUUCUGAUCAACACCAAUUCCGAGCUGGCGUUGAUGUACAACGACUCGUCCGUGUUGGAGAAUCACCACCUGGCAGUCGGCUUCAAGCUUCUGCAGGAGGACAACUGUGACAUCUUCCAGAACCUCAGCAAGAAACAGGGACAUUCGCUGCGCAAAAUGGUCAUCGACAUGGUGCUCGCCACGGAUAUGUCCAAGCACAUGAACCUGCUGGCGGACCUGAAAACCAUGGUGGAGACCAAGAAGGUCACCAGUUUAGGAGUUCUGCUCCUGGACAAUUACUCGGACCGCAUACAGGUCCUCCAGAACAUGGUGCACUGCGCCGACCUCAGCAACCCCACCAAGCCACUGGAGUUGUACCGCCAGUGGACGGACCGGAUCAUGGUGGAGUUUUUCACCCAAGGGGACAGGGAGCGAGACAAGGGCAUGGAGAUCAGCCCCAUGUGCGACAAACACAACGCCUCCAUUGAGAAGAGUCAGGUGGGUUUCAUCGAUUACAUCGUCCAUCCUCUGUGGGAGACGUGGGCCGACCUGGUCCACCCCGACGCCCAGGAGAUCCUGGACACGCUGGAGGACAACAGGGAGUGGUACCAGAGCAUGAUCCCCCGCAGUCCCUCACCCCACCCCGAAGGACCACAAGAAGGAGGCCUGACCGGCGAGGCGUCCGGCUUUUGCGUCGGCCCCGGCAACUUAUCUGACAAGUUCCAGUUUGAGCUGACCUUGGAGGAAGAAGGAGAGUCCGACACCGAGAGCUUGGCCGAGGAGGAGGAGGAGGAGGAGGAGGAGGAGGAGGAGGAGGGCUGCGACGGUUACGGGAUGUCCAGGACUGAUUCCGGCGGCGGAUUCGACGCCAUCCCUGCUCGCCCGCUCCCCGCGGCGAUCACUUGCGACGCAACAAGGACGUUUCCGGCACACUCCGAUAAAGACAUGUCAGCGCCAAGAGGGACCGACCCAGAAGCGCUGCCCGGGUGCCUCCUCAUCUAUGACUCCUCCCCUUUUGUCCCAGCUCCACGCCACUUUCCACCUGUGCUGCCACCCGGAGCAAGUUUGGAUGUGAAGGAGGAGCAUGCUUGCACUAAAGACCGAGUCCUUUUUUACAAAGCAGCUGAAGCGAGGGGUGAUGUGAGGAUGUCUUCCUCAGUUUGUGCUCACUCUUUGGGAGACUCCUCGCCAAGUUUGACAUUGCUAUCGAAUCUUCUCAACUUUUAUUCCCAGCCCAAAAGAGCGGGGCCCGGAAACGUAGCAGACCUUUUCCAGGCGACUGUUCCCAGGAAAGUGUCAGAAGAGAUAAAGUCUCGCAACAUUGUCCGCUUUCUAGAACCCCCCUCGACUCUUCAUAUUGCCAGAAAGGAGCCAAAGCAGACAGUCAGGGACUAG
Molecule: messenger RNA, 2847 nt
Organism: Entelurus aequoreus (snake pipefish)
Lineage: Eukaryota; Metazoa; Chordata; Actinopteri; Syngnathiformes; Syngnathidae
Product: cAMP-specific 3',5'-cyclic phosphodiesterase 4C-like
Exons: 18
Coding region: 133-2847 (904 amino acids)
Biological process (GO): signal transduction
Cellular component (GO): nucleus; cytosol; perinuclear region of cytoplasm
Molecular function (GO): 3',5'-cyclic-AMP phosphodiesterase activity
Source: RefSeq, a predicted model, not a curated record